AUGAUUAAUAAACAGUUAUUGUAUAUACUGUUGUUAAUAACGACAGUAUUUUCCCUUGUUUCGGCAUCGGUGUUUGCUAGCCGUGUAGAAGAUAAACCACAGUCAAUCUAUGACAUCUUGGUCACUGAACAAAAAUUCCAUGAUUUUCUGAUGCAAAUUGAAGAAGCUAACUUGGUUGAUGACUUUAAGAAUAUUGAUAAAGGUACUGUCUUUGCUCCUGUUAAUGCAGCCUUUGAAGGAAAAACUACUUUGAUUGCACCCCGCAAGAAUUUGACCAAAGAGCAGCUAUUGUAUCAUAUUAUUCCUGUUUCUCUCAAGUCGGGUGAUUUAUACGACGGUAGACUCUUGGACACUCAAGCUCAAUUAGACGGUGUCACUCAAAAGGUCAAGGUCUUGAAAUCUACUAUCUCAAGAAACAUUGAAGUUGGUGCUGACAACGGUCAAGAACUUGGUCAUGUACUUGAAGAAAUGGAGGCUACGAAUGGAAUGAUUCAAGCUGUUGAUAAAGUAUUGCCUUUGCCUGUCUAUUUAGAUGAAACAUUGCACAUCAAUCAAGAGACUGAAAACUUUUAUGAACUGGCUAAAACCGCACGUAUCGAUCGUGAACUCAAAAAUGCCAAGGGAAAUACUAUUUUUGUUGCAAAAGAUGAUUUCUUUGGUGAUACUCUUGAUCCUAUUCAAAAGAAGUACCUCUUGGAGCAGAAGGGAGGUAGAAAGGAUUUGGCUCGCUUCUUGGAUCAUCAAAUUGCACCCAAGAUUUUCUAUUCUCAUGAUCUCAAGGAAGGAAAAUCUUCAAUUGCCACAGUUGAAGGUUCCGAAGAACUUGAUAUUGUUGUCAAACAUAAUAAGCUUCUCCCCUCCACUAUCACUGUUAAUGGCGUAAAAGUGAUUCAUCAAGAUGUUUUAUCAGCAAAUGGUGUAAUUCAUGUACUUGAAAGCCCCAUCUUACCAAAGAAUAAGGAAUUCCUCAAGCUAUCGGCUCGUAAGGUUUUAGUCGGAAUGAAUGCUACUCGCUUCAUUGAACUCUUUGAUGAAAAUGACCUCGGAUCUUAUUUGGACGAUCAAAAUGAUGUAAUCACCAUUCUAGCUCCGUCCAACCAUGCUCUUGAUGAACCUAAGUUUAUGACUGCUGCUGAUACCAAGUCAUGGUUGAAGUAUCAUAUCGUUCAUGGUCGCUAUACUCCUUCUGACCUUCAAGAUGGUCAAUUGUUAGAGACGGAAUCUCAUGGUGAUUUGGGUAAGGCCUUCCAACGUAUCGAUGUUCACAUUGUUUCUCAAGACCAGGAUUAUGAAAAUGAUAAACUAUUCAGAGAAUCUAUCACAUUUGGUAAAGCUGGUGUAUUAGGUGAUCCAGUCACUGUCGGUGACAACUUAAUUAUCUAUCCCCUCGCGAGAUCUCUUGUAUUGCCUCGCCCUCCCCUUAGUCGUCUUCCUGUUAAUUUGGAAUUGUCAACCUUUGUUGCUGGAUUAUAUGCAUCCGGUGCUGGUGAGGAAAUUGAAAAUGCCCAUGGUAUUACCUUGUUUGCUCCUACCAAUGAAGCCUUCAGCCGUCUUGGUCUCUUGGCUAAAUUCUUAUUGCAACCCGAAUCUAAAAAGAAGCUUGAACAAGUUGUUACCUAUCACGCUGUUCGUGGUGUAUUUUAUGAAAACUCUACUUCCGAAGGUGAACACCGUGAAGUCACUUUGUCCUCAGGUGCUGAAAUCAGAUUGAAUAAGACAGACCAUGGCUUCUUUGUUCGUGGUAGUGGUGCUGCUGAUGGAAAUGAUCGUAAUACUAUUGCCCAAGUAAUCGAUGCUGAUAUCUUGACAUCCAACGGUGUUAUCCACACAAUUGAUCGUGUUCAAUUACCCAGCUCGCUUGAAAUUACCAAUCGCGAUCUUUUAUCUGCUGAGGGUACUAAUAGCUUAUUGAACCUUUUGGAACGUACCAACUUGACCGAUAAGGUCUUGGACAGCUUGGAUAAAGAUACUCCUUACACCAUCUUGGCCCCCUCCGAUCAAGCCUUUGGUAGAUUGAACCUUACUCAUUUGUUGGAAAAUCCCGAGAGACUUCUUAAAGUUGCUCGUUUACAUAUUCUUCCUGUCGCUUUGCCUCGUAUUGAUAUCGGCGAGACAGCUGACAAUAGCUACUAUUACAAUAUCUUUGGUAAGAAGAAGGAAAGCAACAAUGAUCGUAAAGAACACAAGGAUGUCCCUAUGACUGGUAUUGACGUUCCUACUUUGCACGGUGACACCUACGUUGUCAUUAGUAAAGGGCUUACUGGUGGUUACACAGUUACAGUCAAGGGUACUUCCCAAGAAGGCGCUGAUGUUAUCAACCUCGGUCGUUCUAGCGCUGGUGGCGGAGUUAUUAUGAUUGAUCGUGUAUUGCUUCCCAAGGAAGAACUUCACAGAAACGGCUUACCCUGGUGGGCUAUUACUUUGAUCGUCAUUGGAUCUUUAAUUGGUGCAGUUAUCCUUGCUGCUGCCGCAUACAUUGGAUGGAGAUACUAUCAAACACGUCGUGAAGGUCAUAUCAGCUUGAGUAACCCUAACUAA
Mucor mucedo is the source of this 2538-nucleotide messenger RNA. RefSeq names its product FAS1 domain-containing protein. The coding region runs from base 1 to 2538 and encodes 845 amino acids. NCBI's taxonomy places the organism in Eukaryota, Fungi, Mucoromycota, Mucoromycetes, Mucorales, Mucoraceae. The record is from RefSeq and is a predicted model, not a curated record. The transcript is spliced from 4 exons.